AUGUCGGUAUUGAAUUUGAGUGGUGACGAUGCUGUCGAGUGUCCAUUGUGUAUGGAGCCACUGGAAGUCGACGACUUGAAUUUCUUUCCAUGCACGUGUGGAUAUCAGAUUUGCCGGUUCUGUUGGCAUAGGAUUCGGACUGAUGAAAACGGGCUGUGUCCGGCUUGCAGGAAGGCCUAUUCGGAAAACCCCGCUGACUUUAAGCCCUUAACAAAAGAAGAAAUUUCGAGGUUGAAGGCUGAGAAGCGUUUAAAAGAUCAACAACGAAAACAACGAGUUACGGAAAAUCGCAAACAUCUAGCGAAUGUCCGAGUAGUCCAAAAAAAUCUGGUAUUUGUCGUAGGUUUACCGAUGCGACUGGCAGAAGCGGAUGUAUUAAAAAGGCACGAAUACUUUGGGAAAUUUGGGAAGAUUCAUAAAGUCGUUAUAAAUCAAAGUACUUCGUAUGCGGGCUCUCAAGGACCUAGUGCAUCUGCUUACGUCACUUAUCAGCGUCAAGAGGACGCGUUACGUGCCAUCGAAGCCGUCAAUAAUAUCGUCGUGGACGGUCGAACAAUCAAGACAUCGCUGGGUACGACUAAGUAUUGUUCGCAUUUUAUGCGUAAUCAAGCCUGUCCCAAGUCUGACUGUAUGUAUUUACACGAUUUGGGUGAUCAGGAAGCGUCAUUUACCAAGGAAGAAAUGCAUCAGGGUAAACAUCAAGACUAUGAAAGAAAAUUAGUCCAAGCGCUUCAUGCUCAGACAACAACGCCAUUAAAUCGGAAACCUACAAUUUCACCACCAGUUGGCAAUUCAAUUCGUGAAAAUGGUAGUACGUCUGUUAUUCCAACUCAAAUAAAAGAAGCAUGGCCAUCGUUACAACCUGGUCAACCACAGCAGAGUGUAACUCUGACAAAAGAUACGUCAGCGCAAGUCUUGGAUCAACAACAGCAGCAGCAGCAGCAGCAGUCGCAACAUCAGCAACAGUCGCAAUCAAAUGACAUGAGUAUUAACAAAAAUAGUAAAUCCGUACCGUCAAAUAGCAAUGGUACGUCGCAACAAAAUAAUAACAAUAAAGGUGAAUCGGGUAUUAUUACGACGGAAAAAGGUUCUAAUUCACGACGUGGUAAGAGUAAUAGUGAAAGUAAGGCGCAAGCUGCUAGAAAUAAACAUAAAAAUAAUCAGAAUAAAGAAAAACAUGGUGCUGGAAAUGUCACGCGUACAACAUCACGGUCUGAGUCUAGUAAUUCGUCGAAUAGUAAUUCAAAUGGCGCUAACACAACACAAUCACAUACGAUCGAACAUUCGCAGCAGAUAAACGGACAAAAAUUUUUGAAAAAUUACAACAGUGAUAUGAUUAAUGGUCAGCAACAGCAAACAUCUAGGUGUAAAAAGAACAACGGAGAGCAGCAAAUUAAUUACAAAGACAAAGAUAUUGACAAUGACAAUGACAAUGACAAUGAAUCAGAAAAUGAUCAACGAGAGAUCAACAACGUCAGUGAAACAACGAAGGAAUUGGAACAGUCAAUGUGUGAAAUAAAACUUAAUGGUAUUGAAAAUGGUAUUGGUGGUAAUAGUUGUGGAAAUUCAGAGAGUGAGAGUGAAUUACUUCGUGAAGGUAGUACACCAGCGAGUACUGCUUCAAGUAGCAGUACUUCUGAUGACUUGGGAUUAUUAAAUACCAGCACUGAUAGACUUAUUGUUGAUGCUAAUGUCUCUGAUGAUAAUGAUGAGUCUGAUUUAAUACGUGAUCCAUCGCCAAUUAACGGUACGAAUUUAAAUUUAAGCACCUCUACCAGUCAAGUUGUACCACCUGGUUUCUAUAAUAGUAAUAACCAUAUUAAUAGUAAUAUUAAUGUUAAUAAUCAUAAUAAUAAUAAUAAUAAUAAUAAUAAUAAUAAUAGUAAUACUGUUAGUAAUAAUAUUAUUAACAGCAGUAGUAACACGACAAUUAAUGGUACACAAGCACAAGUCAAUCAUAGAUCAAUUUUCCAGACAGACAACAAUAGUUUCUUCAGUUCAAAUACAUUUCAAAAAUUACCACCUAGUGUCAUGUCACUGACAUCUAAUUCACAAACAACACCUUCAAAUACCAUUGAUUGGACAACGACAUCAACAACGUCUAAUUGUUUGGCAACUAUUCCUGACUCAUUGCCGUCUGUUCACUCUAGCGAAGACUGGCAAGCGGCCUUUGGUUUUACUGUCGAUAAAAGUCGAACCAAUAAUUUAAAUCACCACCAACAUAAUAACCACCAGCAUCAACGUCAUCGUACACUGAGUCCUACAUCGUCUUCAUCGUCACCGAGUGUCGCACCGUUUAAUACCGAUAGCUUGUUGGAUGAAGACGAUUUUCUUGAAACACAGUACUCUAAGACACAGACUUUGUCGAAAUUACAUAAUAAUUAUAUCAGAGAUCACAGUAGUGCACUUAUUAAUACGACACCGGCAUCGAAAUUCAUGGCUGAUUUUCAGCAGAACUCGUGUCAGCAAAGACUGUUGAUGCAGGCCCAACAGAAUCAAGAAAAUUGCCAGUAUAUCAAGCAGAAUGGUCACGCUAUGGAUAGUACAAUUUUGAUUAAGAAGGAUCCAAUAGAUAUUAAGUCUGAUGAUGAUUUGGGAUUCGAUCCCUUCCAUGAGACUCAGAAGGCGCUUGCUGAGCUUAUGGAGAACGAAAUUCAGGUGCAGCAGCAAAGACAGUUUCAGCAGCAGCAGCAGCAGCAGCAGCAACAGCAGCACCAGCAACAACAACAACAACACCAACACCAGCAUUUACAACAAAGAAGAGAUGAGCAUUCUAGGAACUUGCAUCAAAGCUAUCCUACGCAAAGCUUAGCUCCUUCACAUUUCUCCCAGGUAGCACAUUUAGCACAUCUUCAACAGCAAGCACAUCAUCUACAAAAUCUUCAAGUACUACAACAAUCGCACACAUUAUUAUCACGUCUUCCACAGACUAUGCUGCAACAACAGCCGACAAAUAGUGUUCAAACAACAGCACAGCCAACGAUGUCUGUUGGAGGUGGUAACAGCAAUUUAGGUGGUCAGCGUAGUCGUUUACCACCACCAGGAUUUCCUAGCUCAACGCCUAAUCAUAUGAAUUCAUUUGGUCUUGGAAUACCACGAGUUGCGCCUACAAGCAAUUCACUCGGUACCCAACCACCACAACAGACAUCUUAUCUUCCUAAUGGUGUAAAUAAAUGUGUAAACGAUGCAGUAUAUGGUCUAAAAGAUUGGUGUGACAUAAAUCAACAGCAAUCAGCACAUACACAAACACAUCAACCGUUUCAUCAUCAUCAUCAACAACAACAACAACAACAACAGCUUCAUCAAAAAAGUAGCUGGAAUAAUUUAGGACCAAUUACAGACUGGAAUACUAUUGAUCCUGCUAUUGUAAGCUCGCGCCCUUUACAAUUUCAAGCGACAAGCACGUGGCAAUUUCCUAGAUUUCAUCCAAUUCACAAUGGACCACACAAUGCGCAACAGGAGACAGAUGCACCCGUUCAACAUUGGGCAAUGCAACCACCGCCAGGAUUCGGUGGUCCAGCAUCAGGUGCACAGUUAAACGGGCCGCCACAAUCAAGCACAGCUGCACAACCGCACAGUAAACUAAUUUCUGCAGGGUCAGAAAUAGAAAAUUGCUAA
Messenger RNA from Cotesia congregata, 3618 nucleotides. Lineage: Eukaryota; Metazoa; Arthropoda; Insecta; Hymenoptera; Braconidae. The record is from the annotation of a GenBank genome assembly.